CAAAGGCGCUACUGGUAUGUCUCGAGGAUGGUGUCUUUUCUCUUCUCUUUGACUCCUCGUUCGGAUAGGAAGAUAAACUCUGGGUUUGGAUGUUCGGUGCUGGUAUUCUUUAUGAGAAUGUCGGCCGAGGAUGCAGCGAACAGCACCAGUCAGACUUAGUUCGAUCUGUGGGGUAGAAGGAGCAGGGUAUCACUCGUAGAUAGUUUUUUCCGCUUCUUGGAAUCGCCCCCUCGGGGAUAGGGUAGGUAGCAUUAUCUGCGAGCUGUGGUAGCGGUUGGCUUCGGUUAUUAAUACAAGUGCUCUAUGUACUUGGCCUUCUGCUUCAUCAUUUUUUUGCGUUUUCUCUUCUCGGCUGGCGAGGAAGUCGCGGCUUCUGCUUAUGGUGCUAUCUGUUUUGCUACCCCUUGUCUUCCCUCGUUUCCACCGGGGCCCAUCCAAUGACACCCCCCGAAGCGCCUCCCGAUGGCCGGGGGCUUCCGACCCGUGAAUCAACGGUACUGGAAACCAAAGACAGCGUUCUCGUUCCUCCUUCAGGCGAGAAGGGGAUUAGUUCAGAAGAGAGCCCUUCAGGCGAAACUGAUUCGCCUAGAGAGGCCGAGUUCAAGGAAGGAGGCUAUGGCUGGGUUGUGGUGGUGUCGGUAGCGCUGGUCAAUGCCCAUACUUGGGGCCUGAACUCGUCAUAUGCCGUCUUCCUCGCCUAUUACUUGCGGUCUGGCGGCAUCGUUGGCUCCUCGCCGCUGGCCUUUGCCUUUGUCGGCGGGCUGUCCAUAUCAAUAGCCCUGCUGGUGUCCCCUGUUGCCACCUGGUGUAUCGGACGGCUUGGGACAGCCUUCACCUUGCGGGUUGGCGUUGUCCUCGAAGCCGCGUCAUUCAUUGGGGCCUCGUUUUCGACGCAUAUCUGGCAUCUCCUCCUCAGCCAGGGCGUGUGCUUCGGCCUCGGACUGGGCUUCUGUUUCACCGCCACAGUCGGCGUUGUUCCCCAAUGGUUCACCAAACGACGCUCUUUCGCCAAUGCGGUGGCCACUUGCGGCUCCGGCUUCGGCGGGCUAACCUAUGCACUGGCUGCCAACGCCAUGAUCUCCAAUCUCGGCCUCGCCUGGGCGUUUCGCAUCCUGGCCAUCCUGGCCUUCGUGGUGAACGGGGCAUGCAGCCUGACUCUCCGUGAUAGGAACAAGGCAGUCGGCGCAGUCCACAUGCCCUUCCACGCCGCCCUAUUCAGAAAGAUCGAAUUCUGCCUGUUUAUCAGCUGGGGAUUCUUCAGCCUCAUAGGCUAUGUUAUCGUUGUCUUCUCCAUUACCGACUACGCCCAGUCCGUGGGCUUCACGGCGAGUCAAGGGUCGCUGGCUGCCGCGCUCUUCAACCUAUCCCAAGGCAUCGUGAGACCACUCAUUGGAUUGGCGAGCGACAAGUUUGGGAGGAUCAAUGUCGCCGCCCUCGGGACUCUGGCGGCCGGCCUGGCUGCAUUCUUUCUUUGGAUCUUCGCCGCGUCUCACUAUCCCGGGCUUAUCGUUUACGUUCUCUUCGGCGGCUUUGCCGGCAUCGUCUGGCCAUGUGUUGCCCCUGUCGGAGCCGAAGUCGUAGGGCUUCAGUUGUUACCUGCCGCAUUAUCGCUUUACUGGCUGCUUUUGGUUCUGCCGGCGACCUUUUCUGAAGUGAUUGGAUUGAGUCUCAAAAUGCCGGGGAUCCACCCGUAUCUCAAUGUCCAGGCCUUCACGGGGACAAUGUACAUUGUCGCAUUCCUGUCCUUAUGGCUCUUGAGGAGCUGGAAAUUGCACCAGCUGGAGCUGCUGGGGUUGGAUCACACGGAAGAAACUCCUCAGGUUUCUUCUCCCAGUGCUGAGGAGGGUGCAGCUCCAACGAGGCACUCUAGCGUACUGAGCUUUUACCUCAGCAGCAUGGUCAUGGCCAAACGGGUUUGAAACUCGUACAUGUGAUAUUUAGAUAGAAGGAUACCCAGGUACAAACACCAGAAACACUAAUAGAGCCCUCGGGGGAGGAGUCAGACUGGGGAAAACAA
Messenger RNA from Chaetomium strumarium, 2017 nucleotides. RefSeq names its product major facilitator superfamily domain-containing protein. The transcript is spliced from 8 exons. The record is from RefSeq and is a predicted model, not a curated record. Gene Ontology annotation, biological process: transmembrane transport. Gene Ontology annotation, molecular function: transmembrane transporter activity. Gene Ontology annotation, cellular component: membrane. Bases 438 to 1919 code for a protein of 493 amino acids. NCBI's taxonomy places the organism in Eukaryota, Fungi, Ascomycota, Sordariomycetes, Sordariales, Chaetomiaceae.